Molecule: messenger RNA, 2880 nt
Organism: Acipenser ruthenus (sterlet)
Lineage: Eukaryota; Metazoa; Chordata; Actinopteri; Acipenseriformes; Acipenseridae
Product: FYVE, RhoGEF and PH domain-containing protein 2-like
Exons: 17
Coding region: 328-2436 (702 amino acids)
Biological process (GO): filopodium assembly; cytoskeleton organization
Cellular component (GO): cytoplasm
Molecular function (GO): guanyl-nucleotide exchange factor activity; metal ion binding
Source: RefSeq, a predicted model, not a curated record
GGAGGGAGGGACCAAGUCUUGAAUGGACAAUUUCACAUGUCAUUCAAACUUUCACGUGUCAUUAAAAAAAAAACAAAACACCAUUCCUAACUGUAAGAGACUCCAGUCUUUGCAAAGCUCCAGCAGUGUGAACUGUAGUGACCCUGUGUGGGUGAGUGAGGCGUUGAGAGAGCUGGGAGCUUCAGAGAAACCCAACAACCUGGCUUGCAUGACUCCAGUGGGAGCAGUGAGUGCAGAAUCAACGUGUUGGUUUGCAUAGAGGAAUAUAGAUUGCCCUGGUGGCUAGUGUGGCUAGCUUGAUCGUACAUCCCUUCCUGAACGCUGGUGAUGGAGAAGGAGGACCCCCGGAAUCGAAUGACUGUCUUUGACAUGGUCACCAAGUUCGAAGGAGGAAGGUCCAGGACAGAUGAGGAUCAGCAGAAGCUGGCUAAGCCUCGAGCCCUAAUGCCACCAGGGGCGCGGCUGGAGGCACCCAGACCUGCCGACCCAGAGCACUGGCCCCAGCGAGAACAGGACAGAGAGACACCGCAGAGAAAGCACGGCGAGGACUCCAGGGGCCCCAGGCACAGCCCCCUGCCAGCCCGGAAAGACUGUGAGCCCCCGGGCAGCAAAGAGCCCCCCGGUGCCAGCAGAGAUUUCACAUGGAAGAGAAUGCAUUCCUUCCGCAAACGCCACUCCACUCAGAGGCUGAUCCGGAGAGAGGUGAAGUCAACACUGGAGGGGCCAGAGGAUGAGGAGGAGGAGACCGUCAAGGAGGAAAAGAAGGUGAAAGAGACUGUUGAAGAGAAGCUGUUCAAGAUAGCCAAGGAGCUGCUGGACACAGAGAAGGCUUACGUCAGUCGGCUGCAUUUACUAGACCAGGUGUUUUACGCUGAGCUGCUGAAGGAGGCUCGGUCAGGCAGCUCAUUCCCUGAAGACAUUGUGAAGCAGAUCUUCUCCAACAUCUCCUCGGUCUUCCAGUUCCACCAGCAGUUCUUCCUGCCCGAGCUGCAGAGGCGCAUGGAUGACUGGGGGUCGAACCCACGGAUAGGGGACAUCCUGCAGAAGGUGGCCCCCUUCCUGAAGAUGUACGGGCAGUACGUGUGCUGCUUCGACAGGGCCAUGGACCUCAUCACCACCUGGAUGGAGAAGUCUCCGUGCUUUGAGGAGAUCGUCUUGGAUAUACAGAAGCGUGAGGCGUGUGGUAACCUGACUCUGCAGCACCACAUGCUGGAGCCCGUGCAGCGCGUCCCGCGAUACGAGAUGCUGCUCAAGGACUAUCUGAAGAAGCUGCCCCCGGGAUCACCGGACAGGGCAGACUCUGAGAAGGCCCUGGAGAUCAUCUUUGAAGCCGCUAAACAUUCCAACGCUGCGAUUGCAGACAUGGAGCGUCUGGAGAAGCUGUGGGAGGUCUAUGAGAUGCUGGGGAUGGAGGAAGAGAUGGUGGACCCUUCCAACAAGCUCAUCAAAGAGGGUCCCAUCCUGAAAAUCUCCUUCCGCAGCGCCAGCCGCAAAGAGCGUCACAUCUUCCUGUUUAACAACAUGCUGCUGUACUGCGUGCCCAAGUUCAGCCUGGUGGGGGUGCGAUUCUUCAUCCGGACACGACUGGACAUGGACGACAUGCAGGUGAAAGACCUGAACGACGUUGAGUUCCCGCACGCGUUCCUGGUCUCCGGGAAGCUACGGACUCUGGAGUUGCAGGCCAGAUCUCAGGAGGAGAUGCAAUCCUGGAUACAGGCGUGUCAGCAAGCGAUUGACCAGAACGAGAAAAAAACAGAGAGCUUCAAAGCUGCAACCAGCAACCAGGCUCAGGAUCUGCAGCAAGUCAUGGUUGCGAGGCAGGAGCUGGGCAAGCGUGCCCCCCAGUUGAUCCGAGACAAGCUGGUGUCCAUGUGCAUGCGCUGCAAAGAGCCUUUCAACGCCUUCAUCAGGAGACGACACCACUGCAGGGCCUGCGGCUAUGUUGUGUGCUGGAAGUGUUCAGACUACAAGGCAGCCCUGGAAUACGACGAGAACAGGCAGAACAGGGUGUGCUUUGAGUGCAGCAGCAUCCUGGAGGGGCAGACAGGGAGCAGAGACCGGGAAGACAAGAAGAGAGGCAUACUGGAGAAAGAAGCUGCCGAGGUGUCUGGGAGGAGCUUGAUGUGCAGCUUCCUGCAGGUCCUGGAGAAGAACGGUCGGGUGGGAUCCAGGGGCUGGUUUGUCAUCCCCCGAGAUGAGCCAAUGAUCCUCUACAUGUACGCUGCACCACAGGAUGUGAAGGCCCAGAGCACCAUCCCUUUGCUAGGAUACCAGGUGAAGGAGCUGUUGCCGGGGGACAACCGCUGUGCCUUCCAGCUCACCCAAUCAAAACAGACCCUCUCCUUCCUGGCCGAAUCAGAGGAGCAGAGAGAGCGGUGGGCGGAAAUUAUCAACCAGGUGGCCAAUGGGGAGAACCAAUGGUCUCUGGAUGACUGAUUCCUCCUUUUCAGCCAUUGUAAAUAGCGCUUGGUUGUACUAAUGAUCAACAAGAAAUAACAAUGACUCUUCUGGAUUUCUGUGGGGGUUCCUGGGAAGGAAAUCCAAAUCUAAAUGACUAACCUGAAGACAGAAUGGUCUGAUUUCUUUACUAACUCUGAUUUGUUGACUGGAGGAAGAGGGACAGGGUGGAGUUGCACUGAGCAGUGAGGCGGGGAGCAGUGCAGUUGAUAGUGAAUGGGACGCCUUUACAUUGAACUAGCUGUUUGGUUCUUUUUAUCAGACUCUAUUUUGAUUUACUAAAUAAGAGCAUCUUGCAAAAUCUAAAAAAAAGGUUUUGUUAGGUUUCCCUUGUUUUGUUUUGAGAGCGUAUUCCACCCCAUGUGAUGAGACGAGAUUUGUGGAUUCUCUUAAAUCAGGUUAAUAAAAUAUCAUGUAACAAUC